Messenger RNA from Macrobrachium nipponense, 930 nucleotides. RefSeq lists its product as uncharacterized. The transcript has 2 exons. The record is from RefSeq and is a predicted model, not a curated record. NCBI's taxonomy places the organism in Eukaryota, Metazoa, Arthropoda, Malacostraca, Decapoda, Palaemonidae. Bases 1 to 930 code for a protein of 309 amino acids.
AUGAUUCGUAGGGCACGACAGGCUGUGUAUUGGCCUGGGAUGGAGGGUCAACUGAAGCUCAAGAGGAUGCAGUGCAGAACAUGUGACGUCAUCGCUCCAUCCCAACAAAAGGAACCACUAUUGCCUACCCCACCCCCUGAAUAUCCUUUUCAACAGACGGUCACGGAUAUGUUUCAAAUAUGUGGAAAACAAUAUCUGGCAUAUGCAGAUAGGCUUACUGGUUGGCUGGAAAUUGCCUUCUUUCCAAAUGGUGGUACUUCUGCUAAGUUGAUCCCACUCUUCCGACGACACUUCAUGCAGUGGGGUGCCCCAGAAGAAAUCUCCCUCAACGGUGGCACCAAUUUGAGGAAGCAGUACGUACAGCAAAAAGAACCAUUCAAGAUAACACAAGAAGCGACGGAAGCCUCGACACAUAGUUUUGCAAGAGCCAUUUUGCAAUAUAGAAAUACGCCCCUAAGAGACAUCGAUAAAUCGCCGGCACAAUUAGCCAUGGGACGACAACUCAGAGACUCAGUCCCCAUGAUUAAAAGCUACCAUAAGAUAACAGAGCAGUGGGCAAACAUUAUGAUAGACAGAGAGGAGAAGAUGGGUAAACACUUGGGAAAUGUCAAGCUCCGUCAUGAUUCUAGUGCAAAGAGACUCCGCCCCUUGCAAACGGGUACCACAGUAGCAGUGCAAAAUGUUGUCUCUAAGGCCUGGGAUCGUAUUGCAAAAGUCAUUGAAAUGAAAGGAGACCGCCAAUAUGUCAUAAAAUUAGAUGGUAGUGGAAGAAUAUCAACGAGAAACAGAAAACAUCUUCGGGAAAUAAGAGUGCAGGAUUCCCCACCUACUCGUUCACUUUCCCCUGCUGACUCGUGUGCUGACCGCCAACCCAGAAGAGGGACGAGGAAAAUAAAUCCUCCGAGUUGGCAUAAAAACUACAUUUUGUGA